Bipolaris maydis ATCC 48331 is the source of this 1305-nucleotide messenger RNA. Its product is annotated as S-adenosyl-L-methionine-dependent methyltransferase. NCBI's taxonomy places the organism in Eukaryota, Fungi, Ascomycota, Dothideomycetes, Pleosporales, Pleosporaceae. Gene Ontology annotation, molecular function: trans-aconitate 2-methyltransferase activity. The record is from RefSeq and is a predicted model, not a curated record.
CUUUUCCGUGUUUACAUCCCAAUCCUCCACCGCAACACAGCAAAAUUUCUAGCCUGGUGACUCGCAAACCGCAAGGGAAAAAUCAUCAAAUGUCUCAAUGUGCCCUCCCACUCAGGCAAACUCUGCGCAUAACAGCCCCUUACCGAGCAAGUCGGAUAAUUUUCCGCCGCAGCAUCUCGGUAUCAUCAACACCACAGCACCGAACUUACCAACUAUAUAACAAAUCCAAGACGCAGCACAGCAACAACAUCCAAAUCAAUCAAUUCCUCCAAAGCAACAUUCGAACUCGUCAAUUGACCACCACACUACCCACAAUGUCUUCCGCACCUACUCCCCAAGACCAGGCAGAUUCCAAGGACUGGUCCGCAUCCCAAUACCUAAAAUUCAACAACGAGCGCACCCGCCCCGUCUACGACCUCAUCACCCAAAUCCUCCCCCACAUUUCUUCCCCCUCCCCCCGCAUCUACGACCUAGGCUGCGGCCCCGGCAACAGCACCCGCGUGCUCACGACCUCCUUCCCCAGCGCCCACGUGACGGGCAUGGACUCCUCCCCCGACAUGCUACGCCGGGCCAGCGACGAAUUCCGCUCCGACUCGGCAAACGUCGAUUUCGUCGCCGGCGACAUUGCAAACUUUGAAGUCGAGCAAGGCACGGAUCUCGUCUUCAGCAACGCAGUCUUCCACUGGCUCCGCUCCGCAGACCGCAUCCCAGCCCUCCAGCGCCUCUUCGCCUCCCUCAAACCCGGCGCCGUACUCGCAUUCCAGAUGCCGGAUAACUACCACGAGCCCUCGCACGCCCUCAUGCGCCUAGUCGCCACUCUGCCCUCGCAACCCUGGUCCCGUUACUUUGCAGACGCCCACGUGGGCGAGUUGAAAGAUACCCAGCGCCCGGAUCUCGAUCCCAUCGAGCCCACGCCCCACUUCUACAAUGCCUUUGUCCAACAUGCCAGUUUGGUUAACAUCUGGCGCACCAAUUAUCACCAUGUACUGAGUGAUGCCCCUGCGAUUGUCGAGUGGGUCAAGGGAACCGGCUUGUUGCCGUAUUUGAAUCGCAUCGAGGAUGACGCCGCGAAAGCCGCGUUCUUGAGGGAAUACGAGAGCAAGCUGCAAGAGGCGUAUCCGACGUUGGCGGAUGGGAAAGUCAUACUGGUCUAUCCCCGCUUCUUUGUUCUUGUUGUGCGCAAGUAAGAAAAACAAUCAGUGUGUGUGUGUGUGUGUGUGUGUGUGUGUGUGUGUGUACGUAUUAUAAUUAUAGUCAUCAAGUAGAAAUCUUAUUACAUUACUACUAGUUUCUCAGGAAACGGAU